CCUUUGUGUUCUCCAAAUCCGGACAUCAUGUGAUCAGUAUCUUAGUCAUGCAGGUUAUAAUGGGAGCUUCGGCAGCAAAAAACAAGGAGGCUGGGACCUACAAAACACCGUCUCUUGAGCUCUAGAGAUUCAUUGUCGCGGGGCUUCUUUCAAUCAUUUUCUGCUUUCUUUUGUUCUUUUAUUUGAUAUUUUAUUCUUUAAUAUCCUAAUUCUACGCUGUCCUUUUGGUUUGGCCGCAAUUGUGCCUCUCAUCCACCCUCCUACGGAUAACAGUCGAUCGUUUGCAAGCGCAUCCACCCCUUGAUAUUUCUUUCCUUUCCACAUUUUCUCAAAUAGCAAUUAAAGAAGAAUGUCCGAACCACGCAUAGAAAUCCCUGCGGAGAGCUUCGACGUAGAUAUGGCUUGUUCUACGGAAACCCCUGUUACGACCGAAGGUGCGGAAGCUGGAGCUGAAGCUGAUACUACUAUGGUGGAAGAAGCAAGUACGCCAGCUCCAGAAAGGAAGGAAUCCGCAUAUAUCGAAUACUUAAAAUCGCCGAUAGUGGAACUAGUUGUCGGUAGAGGCGAGGAUCAAACCACUCUAACAGCCCAUGAGGCCAUACUUACCGCCAGCCCCUUUUUCAGGGACGCAGUCGCCCAGUUCACUGGUGAUGGCCCUCGUCGAAUAAUACUGGAAGACGAGGUUUUAGAUACCAUUGGCUGCUUCCUCCAAUACCAGUACACAGGCGAAUACUUCCCAAGGCGUCUUGCCGCGCCGUCCGACGCACUUGAAAGCGACCCUUCAAUUCCAGCAGUCGACGACACGGGCGACCAGCUGCUAAAGCAUGCGCGCGUAUACACCCUGGCCGAAAAACUCGGCCUACAAACCCUCAAACAAUUAGCACACAGCAAGAUCCAUCGCAUCAGCAGCACUGCGCGUGGAGAAAUCGCAUAUGCGAGAUAUGUCUACGGUAACACGCCGGCGGAAGAUACCGUUAUUCGGAAACCUGUUGCUGCAUUUUGGGCUACAAGGAGCCAUGUCCUGCGCCACGAGGCCGAGCAAGAGUUCAAGGCCAUGUGUUUGGAGUACCCACAGUUUGGUUUCGAUGUGCUCAGUCUUGUGCUUGAUCAAAAGGAGAAGCGAAGUCACGAUCGGGACACUGAGACUCCAGUCAAAGGCAGCGCGCGAAAGAGGGCGCGGCAGCUCUAAACCUAACUACCCCCGUAUUUUUUGUGCCUUGUAAAAGAUCAGGGAUGUUCCUCUUUUUUCCUUUUUCUUUAUUUUUCGUCUCUCUUUUUUAUUCGCUUCAAGUAUACACCUGUACACGUGCCUACGCUAAAAACCCACCACAUCCGUGGGGGGGCACCUCACCACAAUAUGAUUAUCACCAUAACGCUAUAUUUCAUCAAAAAUGAAUAUAUUUGUAGCUUUAAUAGCGCGGUAUAUUAGGAUCACCAUCUUUAUCUAUAUAAGAAAAAAAGUCCUCUACAUUUCUCAUACUCAUUAAUUCAAUAUUUAUAACCUCUAGAUCUGUCUGCAUCGCAGAUUGCUUGAGUCUCUGCUAAACUAGUUAGUGAGAUUAUGAAUUUCAUGUUUAAUCUCAUUUAAUCUGAUCUCAUACAUUUCUUGAUGUGAAUUCUGCUGAAACUAGUCAUCAAAAGAACAGACAAAGUAACUAUUAAUUAAAUUUCAAAAUAAG
This is a messenger RNA of Blastomyces gilchristii SLH14081, 1679 nucleotides long. RefSeq lists its product as uncharacterized. The record is from RefSeq and is a predicted model, not a curated record. Gene Ontology annotation, molecular function: protein binding. Bases 350 to 1189 code for a protein of 279 amino acids. The transcript is spliced from 3 exons. NCBI's taxonomy places the organism in Eukaryota, Fungi, Ascomycota, Eurotiomycetes, Onygenales, Ajellomycetaceae.